Cuscuta europaea is the source of this 2120-nucleotide messenger RNA. Lineage: Eukaryota; Viridiplantae; Streptophyta; Magnoliopsida; Solanales; Convolvulaceae. The record is from the annotation of a GenBank genome assembly.
GUGAAAUUUCAAAAAGUUCGCGGCAUAAUACUCGGUCGCUCUAGGCCAGUACCUCGAUGACUUAGGCUCCUACCGUCCGACUCGAACAUAUAAUCCUGUUCUUCCCGCAUUUACCGACAGAUCCAGUAAAAGCUAAUAGAAAGAAGAAAAGAGGGUGAAGAACCCAAGUAUUGUCCUCGACUGAAUCUGCAAUGGGUAUCAAAGAUCUCCUCAGAUUCAUGAAACCCCACCUCGAGCAUGUCCACAUAAAAAAAUACGCCGGAAAAAGAGUUGGGAUUGAUGCAUAUUCAUGGCUGCACAAGGGGGCCUAUUCAUGUAGUAUGGAGCUCUGUCUGAAUAUGGAAGGCGACAAGAAGUUGCAGUACUUAAAUUACUUCAUGCAUCGAAUCAAUUUGCUUCGACACUAUAAGAUCAUUCCUGUAGUUGUUUUUGAUGGUGGAAAUCUUCCAUGUAAGGCUUCCACCGAGGAUGAGAGAUACAGGAAAAGGAAAGCUAAUCGUGAUCAGGCAAUGGCAUUGCUGAAGGAAGGCAAUGUUAAUGCUGCAGCUGAGCUCUUCCAGAGGGCAGUGAGCAUCACCCCAGCAAUGGCACAUCAAUUAAUUCAGAUUCUUAGAUCAGACAACAUUGAAUUCGUGGUGGCUCCCUACGAAGCUGAUGCACAGUUAGCAUAUAUGGCUAGCCUUAAACCUGAAAAAGGAGGAAUUGCUGCUGUCAUAACAGAGGAUAGUGACUUACUCGCAUAUGGUUGCCCUGCUGUUGUUUUAAAGAUGGAUCGUUAUGGCAAUGGUGAAGAGUUUUUGCUGGACAAAGUUUUCAAGUCUGUUGAUAGGAAGCCUUUUUUCACAAAUUUUACCAAAGAUCUAUUCAUAGGCAUGUGUGUUCUGGCUGGCUGUGACUUUCUUCCAUCUGUUCCUGGGAUAGGAAUUACAAAAGCUUAUAAUUUUGUCUCCAAGUAUCGAAACUUAGACCGCGUCCUCUCCAUAUUAAAGUUUGAAAAGGGCAGCCAAGUGCCUGAAGAUUACUCAAAAUCAUUCAAAGAAGCAGUUUCUGUUUUUGAGCAUGCCAGGAUAUAUGACAUUGCUUCCAAGAAGACAAGGCAUAUGGAGCCUAUUCCAGAAUCACUAAUGCAAUCUCUACAAGAAGAGCUUGACUUUUUGGGGCCUGAAAUACCUCAUUCCAUAGCAACUUCUAUUGCACAAGGCAAGCUAAAUCCUUGUACAAUGGAAGCAUUUGAUCACCUAUCCAGUGCUGAAAAUAAUUCUAAUCCCAAGAAUGCCACCAAAGCUUGUUCUCAUCAACAUUCUUCACAGAGAGAAGCUAAUUCCGGUUUCGGGAAGGAAUGUUUUGUUUCCAUUACCUCUCGCAAACUCACAAAAGAAGCAAACUUUAAAGAACAGGAACAAGUUUCUGGCUGGAACCAAGUCUCUUUUGUUGAAGAGAAGCAUUUAGCUGAUCCAAGAGCAUUUGAAAAGUUACUCAAUGCUUCAAGUGUUCGAGAGGUGGAAGAUGAUAAAGAGUUUAAUGCAAAAGAAGUACAAAAAGUACCAGAUAACAAUCCAUUUAGAAAAAGAUGUUUUGCAGAAGUUGAAGCAAAUGAGGCAGUGAGUUUUACUGGACAAGUCUCGGUUGAAGAACAGGAGCAUGUUUCUGAAUGGAACCGAGUCUCUUUUGUUGAACAGAAGAAGCAUUUCCCUGAAGCUAUAGCUCUGGAAGAGUUACUCAAUCCUUCAAGUGGACUGGUGGAAGAUGAGAAAGAGGCUGAUGCAAAAGAAGAUAAAAAAGUACCCAAUAACAAUCCAUUUCAAAAAGAAUGUUUUGCAGAAGUUGAAGCGGAUGAGACAGAUAGUUUUAGUGGACAAGCCUCAUUGGUAACUGAGGCUGAAAGCUUUGAAGUCCUUACCACUUCAGAUUCUCAGAAAAGUGUGAAUUCUAAAGUUGUAAAAAGAUCAGAAGAAAAGAGAAGAGGAAGUAUUGGAAAGAAGGCUAAGAGAAGUAAUAAUUCUCAAAGUUCAAUAUCACAAAAAAGCAGUAUACUGAAUUUCUUCUCUAGAGUGUAAUAUUCUGUGCUGUUCAUUAAGAAUUAUUUUUUGAUCAAUAACUUCAUUGCUUUUGGAGUAGUC